Rhododendron vialii is the source of this 903-nucleotide messenger RNA. RefSeq names its product serine/threonine-protein phosphatase 7 long form homolog. NCBI's taxonomy places the organism in Eukaryota, Viridiplantae, Streptophyta, Magnoliopsida, Ericales, Ericaceae. The transcript has 4 exons. The record is from RefSeq and is a predicted model, not a curated record. Bases 431 to 889 code for a protein of 152 amino acids.
UUAUGUUCCUCCCACUACUAGAGGACUUUAAUACUGCUGGGGAAUAUAGUUGGGGAAGCGCAGCUCUAGGAUGCUUAUAUAGGGAGCUACGUCGUGCAUCCAUUGUUGAUAAGUUACAGGUAGGUGGUUUCAUGCUCCUUCUUUAGGUGUGGGCAUGGGAGAGGUUUCCACAUAUUUCUCCACGUCGUUUGGGAAGUUUCAGAUACCAGAUGGUCCUCUUAUCACACGGUGGCACAAUAGGUUUUAGGUUACUGACUUGUCCACUCAUGUCUUACGGGAGUACCGUUACACCUUUGAUAGACAAAACGAUGACCAACUGGUGUGGCAACCAUAUCCACCUCGUGUCAUCGAUGCACUCCCGUUGUACUGGCGGGCUGGUUCAGACAUAUGGUUGACAAGUUCACCACUUAUUUGUUUUGCCAUUAUAGAGAUGCAUCAGCCAAAUAGGAUACUUCGACAAUUUGGCAUGCGCCAACCUAUUCCAUCCCCUUCUCGGUCACUUGAUGCAGCCCACGGUGUUGAUUUGAGAGGGGGAGCAAAUGAUUGGGCACAGACUCACAGAGUGUCAAUCGCAAUGUGGGAUAAUCGGCAAGAUCACAUUGUUCAGGGUGAGGCAUAUGAUGGUGUUACGCAUCACGAUGACGCGAAUAAGGAGUGGUAUCAACGUCACACGCGCCAAUUCAUUGGUCGCCUAGGCUGCUCAUUUGAGAAACUGGAAAAAAACUUAGAACAGAUUUAUCAUCUCUUGGGUGAGGAUUCAGAGGCCUAUGUACUAGCUGGCAACACACUUGCGCUGUUGAAGGAGCAACAGUCCUACUUCAGGAUUGCACCGCUACCGCCACCAGAAGUAGCAACACCAACACCUCUAGAACCUGAUUUUGAUGGCUGAUAACCUGAUUUUGA